Molecule: messenger RNA, 873 nt
Organism: Microsporum canis CBS 113480
Lineage: Eukaryota; Fungi; Ascomycota; Eurotiomycetes; Onygenales; Arthrodermataceae
Product: 26S proteasome regulatory subunit rpn10
Exons: 4
Coding region: 1-873 (290 amino acids)
Biological process (GO): proteasome-mediated ubiquitin-dependent protein catabolic process
Cellular component (GO): nucleus; cytosol; proteasome regulatory particle, base subcomplex
Molecular function (GO): polyubiquitin modification-dependent protein binding
Source: RefSeq, a predicted model, not a curated record
AUGUCGCUCGAAGCCACUAUGAUCAUUGAAAGCAGCAGGAAUGGCGACUACCUCCCCACAAGAUUCGAAGCUCAAGCAGAUGCCGUAAACAUGAUUCAUUCCGCAAAGACACAAGCGCAUCCAGAAUCGGCCGUUGGUUUAAUGAGCAUGGGAGGGAAGGGUCCAGAAGUCCUAGUUACCUUGACCGCAGAUAUUGGCAAGAUCUUAGAAGGACUUCACCGAACGAAGAUUGGAGGAACCUCACAUCUGGCCUCCAGCAUACAGGUUGCCUAUCUAGCACUUAAACACCGAAAAGAAAAAGCCCAACGACAACGGAUUAUCGUCUUCUCCUGCUCCCCCGUUGUUGAAGACGAAAAGUCCUUCAUCAAACUAGCGUUGAAAAUGAAGAAGAAUAACGUUAGCAUCGACUUUAUUGCGUUUGGUGAACUUGACUCAGAGACAACAAAGAAGCUAGAAGCAUUCCACGAGGCUGUCAACAGCGGAAAUGGAUCAAAUCUCGCAAUCAUACCCCCAGGCCCCAACCUUCUCAGCGAUUCUAUUGUGACAACUCCAAUUCUCGGAGGAGAUGGUACCGGUGCGGGGCGUGGCGAGGAAGGAGGUGAUUCUGGGUCUGGAUUUGAAUUUGGUAUCGAUCCCUCCGCCGAUCCGGAGUUGGCGUUUGCGCUACGCAUGUCAUUGGAGGAGGAAAAGGCACGAUUAGAGAAGGAGAAACAGGAGAAGGAAAAGGAGGCUAAAGGAUCGAUGGAGAAGAUCGCGGAAGAAGGCGGGGAGACGCAACCGCUUCUAAAUGAGAACGGAGAGGCCAGUGGGAGCGGAAGCGGGAAGAAGGAUGGUAAGAAGAAAGAAGACGGGGACAAGAUGGACACCUCGUGA